UGUUAAAACCAAGCGCUAGUUUCAUGGCUGUCCGACACAUUCUUUAUUGCGGCAUAAAAACUCAGAGGUGAUCUGAGGGAGCGUCAUUCGCGACGUGAGCUACACAAAGAGAAGGCGAGCCGUUCCACUCUGGAAGAAAUAACAACCCAGUGUUUUAGCGAUCAUGAGGGCUGCGUCGUACACCCAGAAGAACCUGCAGGUCAGCGGCUCCAGCGGCAGAGUAAGGGUUCAGAGCCCGUCACCUUCCCGGUGCCGUGGAUCCUCGCACGACAACCGCGGACGCGCCGGUAAUAAUCGCAGCGCUGCCAUCGAGUUGGGCACAGAGAUACAUCACCAGCAUGCCAACGAGAAAGAGGAGAUGCAGGAACUCAACGUCAAGUUUGCAGGAUACAUCGAGAAGGUCCAGGCACUAGAGCAGAGAAACGCGUCUCUUCAAGCCGAGCUGGCCGCACUGCAGAGCCGCUACAAGGGAGGCCCCACUGGCAUCGGAGAGGAAUAUGAGCUCAGGUUUCAAGAGGUGCGGGAGCUGAUUGAGGCCCUCACCAAUGAGAAGGGAGUCGCCGAUAUCGAGCGAGGCUACGUUGAAGAAGAGGCUGAAGUGUGGAGACUAAAGCUCGAGGAGGAACUGGCACUGAAGGAAGAGGCAGAGAUAAUCCUGACGGAGUUUCGCCAGGAUGUUGACAAUGCCACGCUGCAGAAGGCUGAGCUGGAGAAGCGCAUAGAGCAACUGGUAGCCGAGAUAGAGUUCCUCAAAAAGCUCCAUGAUGAAGAAGUGGCUGACCUCAUUAAGCAGAUCGAGGACUCAAAGAUCACAGUGGAGCUGGAUGGCGAUCGGCCUGACCUCGCCGCUUAUCUGCGCAACAUGCGCGCAGAGAUAGAAUCUGCGGCUGCCCGCAACGUCCAGGAAGCUGAGAAAUGGUACAAGAGCAAGUUUGACACCCUCAAGGAGCAUGCUGGCAAAAAUGAGGUGCAAAUGACGACCAUGAAAGACGAGAUCACAACCUUCCACACUCAAGUGUCAGAGCUGCAGAACCAGAUUGACAGUGUGAAGGCUCGCAACGCAGCUCUGGAGCAUCAGCUGGAGGACAUGGAGUUGUCCCACAUGGAUAAGGUGGAGAGCCUCGAGAGUAUCAUUGCUCAGUUGGAGGCCCAGCUCUGCGAAACCAAACUAGAGAUGACAAAGUAUUUCCAAGACUACCAGGACCUGCUGCACAUUAAGCUCAAGCUGGAUACAGAGAUCGCCACCUACAGGAAGCUGCUGGAAGGGGAGGAGCAUCGGCUUGGAAUUGACAAAAUCGUCUAAAGCGGCGACCAGCAGAGCAUUGUGGAGUGGAGAGAUCAGCUCGUACUCGUGAAAGAGAUUAUUCCCAAUCUUCCCAUUUCCCCUCUACUUUACCAUCCUUACUCCAAGGGCUGGGUAUUGUUUGAAAUGUUUCCAUACGAUGCCAAUUUGUGUUUCAGUCCGGAUGCCAAAAUGACACUUUUUUUAAAACCUUAUUUGGGGAAAUGUUUUUUGUACAAAACAUUUCUUUGGACAAGGACACUUAUAUCAAAUGUAAAAUGCUGUCCAAUCACAUGUUCUUUGUGUUCUUUGACAAUAAUUAUGCCCAAUUAGAAUAUUCUAAAAUUGGCAACAUAUUGAUUCAACAAACGGAGGAAAAACGUAUACCUACUCUCAGUAGGUGUCCACCCUCCUUUAAAAAAAGAACAUUUUAAGCAGUCAGUCUUAUACAAAAAAUGAGCUAAACAAGAAUUAUGUUUCUAUUGAAUCCAGCUUUCCGUACUUGAUCCUUUUUUGGUGACACAUUGAGAUUUGAUACCCAGCCCUUCUUACCAUUUUACUAUCCUUGCCGUACCCUGACCCCAUUACCCUUACAUCUUUGCUCUUUGAACUUCUCAAAACAACCCUCAUGUCUUCCCCUCUUACCAAGUCUACCCUGCAUCCCGCUGGAUCCGGUUUAUUGACCCUCUGGUGUCCUUGGUUAGCCUCUUUUCCUUUUCUUUAAUCCUGUACUAUGUGUCCUACAACACCCUUGUUUAUGUCACCUUCCCCUUUUCCUGCCAAAUCAACCCCACCGUUGUACUGCUCUCACCACUUCUGCCACUUCCCGUUGCUCCAUCUGCUCACCUUUUGCUGACACUGCUAUCUUGAUAAACAUGUUGGAUCUCCCCUCCUUUUACAAAAAAAAAAACACUUUUUUUCUUGCUGAGAAGUUUCACAUCUCAACCCAAACAAAGCACAGCUGAUGCUGUCAGUGUUUCGACUUGUCUUUACAGUUCUACACUGAAUGUUUUGUCAGGACUCAACUAUUGGCUAUUUACACUAAUGUUGACCAACUGUUACAUAAUAAAGAUUGAAGUGAGUGCAUU
Messenger RNA from Pseudoliparis swirei, 2370 nucleotides. RefSeq names its product vimentin-like. NCBI's taxonomy places the organism in Eukaryota, Metazoa, Chordata, Actinopteri, Perciformes, Liparidae. Gene Ontology annotation, molecular function: structural constituent of cytoskeleton. Gene Ontology annotation, biological process: intermediate filament organization. The transcript has a single exon. The record is from RefSeq and is a predicted model, not a curated record. Bases 164 to 1303 code for a protein of 379 amino acids. Gene Ontology annotation, cellular component: plasma membrane; cytoplasm; axon.